AUGACUCACGCCUUCUGGAUAGCCAUUAUUUUUUCCUGCUUUCUCUACUCUCAUGGAAUAGUCUUAAACUAUCAAAAUUGCGGAAUCAUCAGCCUUCGAGAAGACUUCAAAUGUAUUUUGAAACUGGUCAAUUUCAACGAUGAGCUUAGCAAAAUCAAUCAGAAGGUGUCGGCUAAAUACCUCCGAGGGUUAUGGAACUCUUGUGAGUAUCUCGAGACGUGUUAUUCAAACUUGGAAUGCAAGAAAAACGAUGUGGAUGUUCGGAGAAUUGCGAGGAACAUGAGAUCGUUCUGCUUCAAAUUGAACCAACUUCGAAACUUUUGA
Molecule: messenger RNA, 324 nt
Organism: Caenorhabditis briggsae
Lineage: Eukaryota; Metazoa; Nematoda; Chromadorea; Rhabditida; Rhabditidae
Exons: 2
Coding region: 1-324 (107 amino acids)
Source: RefSeq, a predicted model, not a curated record